This is a messenger RNA of Linum tenue, 2436 nucleotides long. Lineage: Eukaryota; Viridiplantae; Streptophyta; Magnoliopsida; Malpighiales; Linaceae. The record is from the annotation of a GenBank genome assembly.
CUCACUCUAUCAUUUCUCCGAACUAACUACUUCCCUUCGUGCUGCCACGCUCAAUCCCUAUCCCUUUCUCCAUAAUCUCCACCAACUCUCCCCCACUUCUCCACACACACACUCUCUCUCUCUCCGUUCGAAUCUCGACGUCAAACAAUGGCGUUCCGCAGGCAAAUCAUCAGGGCUACUUUGCAAAAUGCCAAACGAAACAGCUUCGCACAACUCGCUCGCGCCGGCGGCCGCUGCUUUUCCACCGCGUCUCCUUCCCUUUCCGCGGCCACCGCCGACGCGCCGCCGCAGCUCCCGCCGUUCGAUCACCGGCCCAAGCCCUACAAGGGUCCUUCCGCCGAGGAAGUGCUCCAGAAGCGCAAGACUUAUCUGGGUCCUUCUCUGUUCUACUACUAUCAGAAACCUUUGAAUAUAGUGGAGGGCAAGAUGCAAUAUCUGUUUGAUGAGAAUGGGAAGCGCUAUUUGGAUGCUUUCGCCGGGAUCGUGACUGUUUCUGCUGGCCAUUGCCACCCGGAGAUUUUGAAAGACAUUGUUGAGCAGAGUGAGCUUCUGCAGCAUGCGACCAUCAUUUACCUGCACCACGCGAUUGCUGAUUUUGCCGAGGGUUUGGCGGAGAAGAUGCCCGGCAACCUUAAGGUUGUGUAUUUUGUGAAUUCUGGGUCCGAGGCAAAUGAACUGGCGAUGAUGAUGGCUAGGUUGUACACUGGUAAUCUUGAAAUGAUAUCUUUAAGAAAUGGUUAUCAUGGUGGAAGCUCGAAUACUAUUGGCCUUACGGCUCUGAACACAUGGAAGUACCCCAUACCACAGGGUGAAAUCCAUCAUGUCAUGAACCCCGAUCCAUACCCUUAAACAAAAAAUGUCGCCCUAAUAAUUGCUAAACAUCGCCCUAACUUAAAUGUAAAAUUACUCACAUACCCUUAAACAAAAACUCAAAAUAGGCUUAAACAAACAAGCCCUUAGGGAUUCAAAUUCAAAUCCCUCCCCCCUCAACUCUCUCAGCCGCCCUUUCAAAAAAAAAAAAAAAAAAAACUCACCCGCGACCCUCCUCUCACCCGCGACUCUCCCCUCACCGGCCGACCUCCUCUCAAUUCCGCCGACGCCGACCGCACCGCCCGACGCCUCCUCCACCCGCGACCGACGGCCGACCUAUCGCCUCUGCCCUCUGCAAUCUCCCGCCGCCGCCGGAGAAGACUCCUCUCUCGCCGCCGCGCGACUCCCGCCCGCGUCCAGUCGCCGCCGCCGACUCCUCUCUCGCCGCCCGCGUCCAGUCGCAGCCGCCAACUCCUCUCUCGCCGCCCGCGUCCAUUCGCCGCCGCCGAAGGAUCUCGCCGAUCCCGCUCGCGUCGUCCCCGCCCGUCGCCGUCGUCGCUCGCAUCGUCCCGGAGAAGGUAACGACAGCAAGGCGAUUCGCCCGUGGCCCGACCGCGGUCAACGCGCGGCUGGAGGGGUAUGUAUUGCUGAUGAAGUUCAAACCGGGUUUGGACGAACAGGAAGCCACUAUUGGGGAUUCGAAACACAAGGUGUCAUCCCUGACAUAGUUACAAUGGCAAAGGGCAUUGGCAAUGGUUUAGCACUAGGAGCAGUGGUGACAACACCAGAAAUAGCUAGUGUGAUGUCUCAGAAAAUCCAGUUCAACACUUUUGGUGGCAACCCGGUUUGCUCUGCUGGUGGACUUGCUGUCUUGAGAGUUCUUGACAAAGAGAAGCGUCAACAACAUUUAGCCCAAGUUGGCACUCACCUAAUUGGACGUUUGAGAGAUCUAAAGGAAAAAUAUGAAAUCAUUGGAGAUGUUAGAGGCAGAGGGUUGAUGGUGGGUGUAGAGCUAGUGACUGACAGGAAGGAGAAGACCCCUGCCAAAGCUGAAACAGCAGUCUUAUUCGAGCAGCUCCGAGAGCUCGGUAUUCUAGUUGGGAAAGGAGGGCUCCACGGAAACGUCUUUCGAAUAAAACCACCUAUGUGUUUCUCCAAAGAUGAUGCUGACUUCCUCGUCGACGCAUUGGACUAUUCUAUGUCAAAGCUGUGAAGGUGAUUGGAAGAAAUCGAGAACGUGAACCUGCAAAUCUCUUUCAUUACAGAGCACUGUUGAUUUUAGGGAAUAUCAAGCUGCAUCUUGAAGAUACAAUCCGCACGGCUGCUGUCACUUCUAUCAUCCCCCAAGGUGUCCUUGAGAGCUUUACUUGUUUACUGAAUGUUUAGUCUCGAGUCAUAGGCAUCUUUCCAUAGAACGAGAGUUGUUCAAAAAGCUCUCGAAGUCUUAGUCGUUGCCUAGUUGUGUUUCUGUUGUUGAGAGCCUCAGAUUGUUACUUUGUUUCUAACUGUUGAUGAUCAAAAUAAAACUUGUUGCACAAAGCAUCAUUUACUCUUCUGCCUUCUAAGCUGUACCCCGUCCCAUUUCGAUUGAUGGACGACUGAACCUCCCAGAAUAAAAAAAACAAU